GGAUUGGGAAUGGAGAAUAUCAUGUUGGAUUUGGUAAUGUCUAAUCCCAUAAUUUGUGGGAUUAGGUAUUCCUUUGGAAUGGGAAUGGAUUUCAAAUCCUACAAACCAAAUAUUAGAAUAGGCAUUCCCAUGGAAUGUCCGUUCCAUUCCUAAGACCUAAUACCAUGUACCAAACAUAGCGUUAGUUGUGAAAUAGAUGGAUUCAGGAUCAAUGACCUUGCUAACCAACUUGAUUUACUGUACAAUUAGUAAUAAAUACUCUGUCUCAUUGAUUAUUUAUAUAUUUUAGAAUAAAGUUAAUUUUCAAAUGAUUUGGAUCUAUUUGCAUGCUAAAACUUUGUCCAUUGGUUUUUAUAAUCUUAAGAUUACCUAAGCAGUUCUAAUCUCAUUAGCAUCAACUUGAACUUAUUUCUUAGUUUAAUAUUCAUCUAGUACUGGAAGUUAUAAUAUUUCCACCAAUUGAAUUUUUGUUGGUAGCCAGUUGCGCUCAACAAAUAUUACUGUUAGACCUAUUUACAUGUUUAAGAUUUUUGAUCCGUGGGAUAUGUAACUAGGAGUAUUAUUUCCAUGGCGGGAAUGAGGGACCUACCAUUUUCUGGGAAUCUCAUUCAUACAGGAAUGGGUUACCAUUAUCACCAACUUGUUUGAUUAUGAUAAGUGGCUGGGAUAACAGCCUCCUUCUGGGCCUUCAAAGGCUAGUCCUUGGUCAAGAAAAGGAAUUUAUUUUUCCUUCAUUUUGCCGGUAAGAAAAAGGGUUCUAUGAUUACUUCCCAUGAAUUCAGGUGUUCCUGAGUUACUCUUAAAAUAUUGAACACAGAAUAAACAACCUUUCUUGCCUCUGAUCAUUUAGUUGAAGAAUAUUUUUUGUGAUUUGAACAAGUAUGCAUGCAUGGUUAGGAUAAAGAUCUGAAUAUGCAUGCAUGCAUGGUUAGGAUAAAUAUUUAUAAUGGAUGUGUGCCUGCUUUGAUCCAUUCAAAUGUGGUUCUAAAUUUUCAUGUUAAUAGAAUUGAAAUGAUUGUCAAAGUUUUGCUUUUACCUGUUAGUGCUGCCUUUUUUUUUUUUGGCUAUAUGCAGAAUCAUUUAUGGAGUUUAGUUAUGCGAAUCCCUUAGAUAAAUUACUCAUCUGGAAUGAAGUCAGAAAACAAGUUUUUUGUUAAAUGAUCUGAAUCUAGCAAGUGUGCUUUGCACCUUUUUUUUGGCUUGCGCUUCUUCAGUUUUAGAUUUAAGGAAUCAAAUAUGAUUCUAGUUUUUUUAUAAUAUCCUUCUUCUAUGACUUCAUUUGCAUUGAUUUAAUACGGAAUUUUUUAGGGAUUGGAGGUCCUCUUUAUAGAGAACAAAGAAAGAAUUGAUUCAAUUAGACUACUCUAAGCAGUUGAGACUAGGCUUUGUUGACUUGAGUUGUAACAUCUCAAAUUUUUUUAUAAAAUAAAUGUUAAAAUUGGGGAUGAAAAUUUGAGAAAUAUUAGAAUUUAGUGUGAUCAAUAUAUUUUAUUUUUGGAGAUUUUAAAUACAUAAAUGGAUUCCUUAUGUAAAGACGAGUUCGAUGACUGUAAUAUUGGGUAUGUUUCAUUUCAGAACAAAAUAAGUGAUGUUAAAUAUCUGUAGUAAUCGAGAAAAUAUAAUAAGUGUAAACUUUAGUGUGUCGUAGUUCACGUGUCAAAAGUGGGGUUUGUGUGUGAAUAUAAAGGAGACACGUGGCAAGCACGAAAAAACAGUGGAAGGAUUUGGAGGUGACAUGUGACAGCAUGAAAAAACAGUGUAUGUGUGUGUGUUUAAGGUGUAAACAAAGGCUAUAAAUAGGGAGUUUGACCUAAUUAAAGGGUGCUAAAGGGGAAGAAAAGAGAUGAGGAGAGAGAGAGGGGGAAGAAAGAAAGAAGAAGAAAGAGAAAGAAGGAAAGAGGAGAGAGAAAGAUAAAUCCGUGAAGCAUCAAAAUCAAUGAUUAACUGAAUUCUGAUUGAGAUGAAAUUUGUGUAUGUUUCUUCUAAGAUUGUGCUUAUCAAAUCCAUUAGUAUAUUUUUUUUAUUUGAGGUUGGGGGUAGUAUACAAUAUGAUUAUUUAUUCAAAUCUUUUUGCAGUAAGUGUCCUAUUAAUUAUUUUAAAAUUCAUAUUCCUAUUCACUAUUUUUGAUUGGGAUGGAAUUUUGUAAGUUUUGUUGAGCCGAUUUAUAUUUUGAGCUAAUUAAUUUGGGCUUGUUUGAUACAUGUACAAAGUGCACUUUGGACAUAUUUUGUGAAACGCUAUUAUGGCCCUACGUGAUGUGAUUGUGGCCUUGCGGGGUGUUAUUAGCGGUUAUGAGUUUUGAUUUAUGGCCAAAUGUCACUUGUGUUACCAUGAUGAACCGAGUAUGAAACUAUGCAUGUUGAAAGUUGAAUUAUGUGAUAUGACAUAUUUCAUUCAAGAUUCUGUAAUUUCCUAAUUAUUGAGUUAUUUGGUAUUCGAUCAUUUGUACCGUUAUCAUAGAGUAUAUUGUUUCCUAUCAUAUUAUAUAUUGCCCCUCUUAUUUAAUCUUUCGGGAGGAUUGUGGAGUAGAGUUUGUGAUUGAAAUAUUUGAAGAACUAGAAAUGAUAUAAAUUUUGUAUUAUAUAAAUUGGGAAAUGUAUUUGUAUUUAGAGAUUUGAUUAUCAAUUUAAUUUUUAUUAACAUAAUUAGAGUUCUGGCUAUUUGGAGAUAUUUUAUAGAAUUGUAACAAUUGAUUUAUCAGAUAACGCAUACGGAAAACUAGGGUGUUAUAUGAGUUGAGUUGAGUUGAAAAUGGAGCCUUUUAGCAGAGUGCAAAUACAUAGCAAGUCUUUUAGAAGCCAAAUAUUGGAUAGGAAGGGGAGGGUGGAAGGGGAGAGAGAGAAAGCAAAUUUUAGAGUUCACUGGUGAUUUCUCUGCUAGUUCUGAUGUUUCCUUAUUUUACUAUGCAUUCAGCGCUACUAGAAAUUAGAAGUUAAAAGCCAUAGCAAAGCCUCCAAGAAAGCAUGCAAAUGGCUUAAUAAUGGGAACUUUGUUUCCAUUUGGUUCUCAAAGUAUAUAAUCUGGUAAUGCAUUGAUGGUCUUGCUAUUGCAUGCAGGGCUCUCAUUUCGUACCACUGAAGAGGGCUUGAGAAAUGCUUUCCAAAAUUUUGGCCACCUCACAGAAGUCAAUCUGGUGAUGGAUAGAAUAGCCAAUAGACCUAGAGGCUUUGCUUUCCUUUGCUAUGCCACGGAAGCGGAAUCUAAAAAGGCAAUUGAGGGAAUGCAUGGGAAGUUUUUGGAUGGCAGGGUAAUAUUUGUUGAAGUUGCAAAACCAAG
This is a messenger RNA of Ilex paraguariensis (yerba mate), 3277 nucleotides long. The record is from the annotation of a GenBank genome assembly. NCBI's taxonomy places the organism in Eukaryota, Viridiplantae, Streptophyta, Magnoliopsida, Aquifoliales, Aquifoliaceae.